Molecule: messenger RNA, 1492 nt
Organism: Durusdinium trenchii
Lineage: Eukaryota; Dinophyceae; Suessiales; Symbiodiniaceae
Source: the annotation of a GenBank genome assembly
CCCAACAGCGGGCCACUUUAUUAGGCCAGGCCAGGCAUUGUUUUCCAAAUGGAUUUCUGCCUAUGGAGCCCUGUGUGCGUGCGGCAUGCUGGGUUGUGCACUGGUGGACCUACGCUGGCGCUGGCCCCGCAAGCUCUCGAGCAGCGGUGUGAGGUGCAGUCAGUUUCAGGACGCCGCCUUCCCACCCGUGCCAAGCUCCCUGGGCGCCCUGAGCCGCGACGUGGGCGGCCGCGUCGUGUGGAGCCGCGCCGGGCAGCUGCGGGGCCACGGCACCGUGCGGCUCUUCGGGCAGAACGGUGGAGCGGCCAAGGUCAAGCAGGGUGCUUUGGGAGACUGUUGGCUGGUGGGCGCCUUUGCUUGCUUGGCUGACUUUCCUGGGCAUGUGGAGAUGCUCUUUGACCCCAUGGUCUUAUCACCACAGGGCCGCUAUGUGAUCCACCUCUUCGAUUCCAAGAGCGGUUGGCGCAGGGUGGAGAUUGAUGACUUCAUCCCGUGCAUGUCAGUGCCAUGGAUCCCACAGAAGUUCUUGGUGAAUUACAAGGACUUGCCCUGCUUCUCACAGCCGGUGGGAGGUGAAGUGUGGCCCUUGCUCUUGGAGAAGGCCUUUGCCAAGGUGGCAGGGUCCUAUGGCGCCUUAGAGGGUGGCAUUCCUGAAGUGGCCUUCCAGGCUUUGACAGGGCAACGCGAGCAGCUGAGAUGGCAAAAGGAAUCGGAUGGCAUGUGGCGGUUGCUGCGUUUCGAAAUGCCUCGCUUCGACAACUCCAAGCUCACGGGAGCCAUCCAUCAUCGUACCCGCAAGCGCUUGAACAACGAGAACCUCUUUCUCCGUCUCGCGUACUACGAGCAGGCCAACUUCCUGCUCGCGGCCUCCAUCACACCGUCCGAUCCCACCCGUCUCUUCGAACGCCGCCGGAGCGAUGGGCUGUUGGAAGGCCACGCAUACUCGGUCUUGGAGGUGCAAGAAGUGCAUGGGCUUCGGCUGAUUCGGCUGCGCAAUCCUUGGGGCAAGGAGGAGUGGACGGGACGCUGGUCACGUCGCUCCAAUGCCUGGGGCGACCAUCCCCACGUGGCAGCCGAUCUGGCACUGCGGGGCGGGCGACCAGCGGACCGGGGGCCGGCCGAUGGGUCCUUUUGGAUGCCGCUGGAGGACUUUGUGAACUGCUUCAACUCCAUCAAUAUUUGCCCCUCCACGAUGCCGGUGCCCAAAGCCUCCCGCUACGGCGACGCCACGGCGAAGGUGGCGCCCAUCUGCGGCCGCUGCGCGCGGCCGGUGCAGAGUUGCUGGCUUUUGGUCCACGGUCAUGGCACCGAGCCUUUGCCCCUUGGAUUCCGGGUGAAAUGGACGAACAGUCGAUCGUCGCCUGGCGACACCGCAGUAGUAAUGCCAGGAGCUACUAGCUUCUUGAUUCCUAGUAGUAAGGCCAGGAGCCCCGUUCGUAGCGUCCUUGCUCCGUUCGUAGCGAUGCCAAGAGCCCCUAGUAAUUGUUACUAA